Molecule: messenger RNA, 3527 nt
Organism: Delphinapterus leucas (beluga whale)
Lineage: Eukaryota; Metazoa; Chordata; Mammalia; Artiodactyla; Monodontidae
Gene: MAN2C1
Product: mannosidase alpha class 2C member 1
Biological process (GO): oligosaccharide catabolic process; mannose metabolic process
Molecular function (GO): carbohydrate binding; alpha-mannosidase activity
Source: RefSeq, a predicted model, not a curated record
UGGGGCCUUCCGGGGAGAGGAGAGAGCGCGCGGCGAUGGCGGCGGCGCCGGCCCUGAAGCACUGGCGCACUACGUUGGAGCGGGUGGAGAAAUUCGUGUCGCCGCUCUACUUUACCGACUGUAAUCUCCGCGGCAGGUGUGGCCACCUCGUCCAUGGCGCCGGCCGGCCGCAUCCACGCGUCUCUAGCCUUCCCACCCGGGGGGAAACCCAAGCUUCGGCCACCUGGGCCGAGGGACAAAGUGCCCGCCGCGGAAAGGGCUGGGGCCCAGGAGGAGGGGAUGGGGGGAGACUGAGCUGUGAGGCAGCCCUCCCGGCGGUGGAUCGAGGGAAUGCGAGUCCCCACCCGCCGGCUGGCCCACUGGCGCGUGCCCACCUGCCCCUCCCGCCCAGGCUCUUCGGAGACAGCUGCCCAGUGGCCGAGCUCUCCAGUUUCUUGACGCCCGAAAGGCUUCCCUACCAGGAGGCAGUCCAGCAGGAUUUCCGCCCCGCGCAGGUCGGCGACAGCUUCGGACCCACAUGGUGGACCUGUUGGUUCCGGGUGGAGCUGACCAUCCCAGAGGCAUGGGUGGGUCAGGAAGUUCACCUUCGCUGGGAAAGUGAUGGAGAAGGCCUGGUGUGGCGUGAUGGGGAACCUGUCCAGGGUUUGACCAAAGAGGGGGAGAAGACCAGCUAUGUCCUGACUGACAAGCUGGGGGAAGAAGACCCCCGGAGCCUGACCCUCUAUGUGGAAGUAGCCUGCAAUGGGCUCCUGGGGGCCGGGAAGGGAACCAUGAUCGCAGCCCCUGACCCAGAGAAGAUGUUCCAGGUGAGCCGGGCUGAGCUGGCCGUGUUCCACCGGGAUGUCCACAAGCUCCUGGUGGAUCUGGAGCUGCUGCUGGGGAUGGCCAAGGGCCUCGGGGAGGACAACCAGCGCAGCUACCAGGCCCUGUACACAGCCAACCAGAUGGUGAACAUAUGUGACCCCGCCCAGCCAGAGACCUUCCCAGUGGCCCAGGCCCUGGCCUCCAAGUUCUUUGGCCAACGUGGGGGUGAAAGCCAGCAUACCAUCCAUGCCCUGGGGCACUGCCACAUUGAUACAGCCUGGCUCUGGCCCUUCAAGGAGACCGUGCGGAAAUGUGCCCGGAGCUGGGUGACAGUCGUUCAGCUCAUGGAGCGGAAUCCUGAGUUCAUCUUUGCCUGCUCCCAGGCACAGCAGCUCGCGUGGGUGAAGAGCCACUACCCUGGCCUGCAUGCCCGGCUCCAGGAGUUCGCCUGCCGUGGGCAAUUUGUGCCCGUCGGGGGCACCUGGGUGGAGAUGGAUGGGAACCUUCCCAGUGGAGAGGCCAUGGUGAGGCAGUUCCUGCAGGGACAGAGCUUCUUCCUGCAGGAGUUUGGGAAGAUGUGCUCUGAGUUCUGGCUGCCAGACACAUUCGGCUACUCAGCGCAGCUCCCACAGAUCAUGCGCAGCUGUGGCAUCGGGCACUUCCUCACCCAAAAACUGAGCUGGAACUUGGUGAACUCCUUCCCGCACCAUACCUUUUUCUGGGAGGGGCUGGAUGGCUCCCGGGUGCUGACCCACUUCCCGCCUGGUGACUCAUAUGGGAUGCAGGGCAGUGUGGAGGAGGUGCUGAAGACUGUGGCCAAAAACCGGGACAAGGGGCGUACCAACCACAGUGCCUUCCUCUUUGGCUUUGGGGAUGGGGGUGGUGGCCCCACCCAGACCAUGGUGGACCGCUUGAAGCGGCUGUGCAAUACAGAUGGGCUGCCCAGGGUGCAGUUCUCUUCUCCGGAGCGACUCUUCUCGGCGCUGGAGGGCCACUCGGGGCAGCUGUGCACGUGGGUCGGAGAGCUCUUCCUGGAGCUACAUAAUGGCACCUACACCACCCAUGCGCAGAUCAAGAAGGGGAACCGGGAGUGUGAGCGGAUCCUGCAUGACGUGGAGCUGCUCAGCAGCCUGGCCCUGGCCCGCAGUGCCCAGUUCCUCUACCCGGCCGCCCAGCUGCAGGACCUCUGGAGGCUCCUGCUUCUGAACCAGUUCCACGAUGUGGUGACUGGAAGCUGCAUCCAGCUGGUGGCAGAGGAAGCCAUGUGCCACUACGAAGACAUCCGUUCCCGUGGCAACACACUGCUCAGCGCUGCAGCCGCAGCCCUUUGUGCUGGGGAGCCAGGUCCUGAGGGCCUCCUCAUCGUCAACACACUGCCCUGGAAGCGCACUGAAGUGUUGGCCCUGCCCAGGCCUGGUGGGGCCCACUGCCUAGCUCUGGUGACAGUGCCCAGCAUGGGCUAUGCUCCUGCUCCCACCCCCACCUCGCUGCAGCCCCUGCUGCCCCAGCAGCCUGUGUUUGUAGUGCAGGAGACUGACGGUUCUGUGACUCUGGACAACGGCAUCAUCCGGGUGAGGCUGGACCCAACUGGCCGCCUGACGUCUCUGGUGCUGGUGGCCUCCGGCAGGGAGGCCGUUGCUGAGGGUGCCGUGGGGAACCAGUUUGUGCUGUUCGAUGAUGUCCCCCUGUACUGGGACGCGUGGGACGUCAUGGACUACCACCUAGAAACACGGAAGCCAGUGCUGGGCCAGGCAGGGACCUUGGCCGUGGGCACUCAGGGUGGCAUGCGGGGCAGCGCCUGGUUUCUGCUGCAGAUCAGCCCCAAUAGUCGGCUCAGCCAAGAGGUUGUGCUGGACGUCGGCUGCCCCUAUGUCCGCUUCCACACCGAGGUGCACUGGCACGAGGCCCACAAGUUCCUGAAGGUGGAGUUCCCUGCCCGUGUGCGGAGCCCCCAGGCCACCUUUGAGGUCCAGUUCGGACAUCUGCAGCGGCCCACCCACUACAACACCUCUUGGGACUGGGCCCGAUUUGAGGUGUGGGCCCACCGCUGGAUGGAUCUGUCAGAGCACGGCUUUGGGCUGGCUCUGCUCAAUGACUGCAAGUAUGGGGCGUCAGUGCGAGGCAGCGUCCUCAGCCUCUCCCUCUUGCGGGCGCCCAAGUCCCCUGACGCCACGGUUGACAUGGGGCGCCACGAGUUCACCUACGCGCUGAUGCCGCAUGAGGGGUCCUUCCAGGACGCUGGCGUUAUUCCCGCUGCCUACAGCCUCAACUUCCCCCUGUUGGCGCUGCCCGCCCCGGGCCCGGCACCCGCCGCCGCCUGGAGCGCCUUUUCAGUGUCCUCGCCCGCAGUCGUGUUGGAGACCGUCAAGCAGGCGGAGACCAGCGUCCAGGGCCGCAAGCUGGUCCUGAGGCUGUACGAGGCCCACGGCAGCCACGUGGACUGCUGGCUGCACAUGUCGCUGCCGGUUCAGGAGGCCGUCCUCUGUGACCUCCUGGAGCGCCGUGACCCUGCUGGCCCCCUGCCCCUUCGGGACAGCCGCCUGAAGCUCACCUUUUCUCCCUUCCAAGUGCAGUCCCUGUUGCUCGUGCUGCAGCCCGCACCGAGCUGAGUCCCUGAGCGUGGGGUUUUGUUUGUGGAAGGCUUUGGGGGCUCCUCAUUUCUGCCUCUCAAGCCUGAAGCAAGGAUCAGUUACCGCUUGAACAAUAAACGCUUGGCUUAGGAA